Molecule: messenger RNA, 1471 nt
Organism: Carassius gibelio (silver crucian carp)
Lineage: Eukaryota; Metazoa; Chordata; Actinopteri; Cypriniformes; Cyprinidae
Product: olfactory receptor 1468-like
Exons: 2
Coding region: 139-1137 (332 amino acids)
Biological process (GO): G protein-coupled receptor signaling pathway
Cellular component (GO): membrane
Molecular function (GO): G protein-coupled receptor activity; olfactory receptor activity
Source: RefSeq, a predicted model, not a curated record
CAGGGAGAAGGGAUGAUCUGUGGACUAAAGUCCAAAGCUCAAGAGAAUGAUCUACUAUAAAUUUGUCUGAUGGCUGGUAAAUUAAUGAGAUGGUGGCAGCUUUGGAGAAGGUGAAACAAAAGCCAGACAACAGGUAUCAUGAGCUCCACGCAGUCAAACUCCUCUGCAAAUGUGACCUUUGCUCGUCCUGCAACAUUUUUCAUAAAUGGCUUUUUUAAUAUCCCACAUGCAAAAUAUUACUAUGUGUUCUUGUCUUUAGUGUAUGUUGUGACUGUUUUAGGGAAUUUAUUUAUCAUGUGUAUCAUUUAUUUGGCCCGCAGACUUCACACAGCCAAAUACAUUGCUGUUUUCCAUCUGGCCUUUUCUGAUCUGUGUGGAAGCUCAGCUUUGAUUCCAAAACUCAUAGACAUGUUUUUAUUCGAGCACCAGGACAUUUCAUAUGAUGCAUGUUUGGCAAAUAUGUUUUUUGUAUUUCAUUUCAUGAAUCUGCAGUCUUUGACACUACUUGUUUUGGCUUAUGACAGACUGGUUGCUAUUUGUUUUCCUCUACAGUAUCAUGUCAUUGUAACCAAACCAGCAAUGUUUCUGAUCAUAGGGGUGAUGUGGAUUUUUUCUGUCACUUUUAUUUCUUCAAUGGUGAGUUUAAUCACAAGACUCUCUAUUUGUAGAUCUAAUGUAGUCAAUAGUUAUUUUUGUGACCAUGGCCCUAUUUAUAGACUAGCUUGUAAUGAUAAUAGCAUAAAUAUUACCAUGGCAAAUAUUUGCUUUGGUCUCCUGGUUUGUAUGCCACUGAUACUGAUAAUCAUUUCAUAUUUCUGCAUUGCUUUAGUUCUGCUUAAAAUUGCUCAGGGUGCUGACCGGAUCAAAGCAAUGAAAACCUGCACGUCACAUUUCAUGUUGGUGGCAAUUUUUUAUGUGCCGCUUUUAGGUAUUAAUAUUGCAGCUUUAGCAACAUUUAUCCAUCCAAAUGCGCGGAUAAUUAACAAUUCCCUGACACAGACAAUACCACCAAUGCUGAAUCCCAUCAUAUACACUCUAAAGACAGAAGAGGUCAUGCAGUCCAUAAAAGAUCUGUACAAACGCAAAAAGGUGAACACUAGGCUACUACAGAACAAAAGGGUAAAUACAAAGGGUUAAUAAAACAGUUUGAUUUUAUUGAACUGUUUUAAGGAAUCUGUAAUUUUGUUUACUAUGACUAUCCAGUUGGUUAUACAGUCUGUUAAGAGCAUUAAACAAAUAGUUAAUUUGACAGAACUGACUGACCUGUGUGUUCAGAUGUUGUCGAAAAUAAUCUCAGCCUUCUCACGUGCGAUUAAAGAAAUCACUCAAAAUAUUUAUAAGGUCACAGAAUUUAGAAUUUGCAUUGUAAUGCAGUUGCAAUGUAUUGUAAUGAAUGGCCAAUUAUGAAUUGAACUAAAGGAAUAAAUGUACUUAACUUUGUUAAAUGAGUGAAAUGUUUGUUUGAAGUGCA